UGUGCGCCGUGUUUCUUGGCCGAUUCGAUGAUUUUCGUUAUGCGUCCAUUUGCCGUUAGCGUUAGUAGUAUCAAAGUUUACUGAAUAAAAUACUUAGUUAAAAUACUGAUUAAAAUACUAUAGUAUUUUAUUUAGUAAACUUUGGUAGUAUUAGCGUUGAUUGAAUAUUUGGGUAUAUAAUAUUCAAUCAACGGUAUUAGUUUAGUACUUCUUUGGUUGUGUAGAGGAGCGUGCAAACACGUGCGAGCAUAAUAAUGGCGCGGAAUAUUUACGAAAAUGAACAAAAAAGGCUUCAAAUGCUAAUGAAUGAAGCUUUAGCUGAGAAUAAUAGUGCUCAAUUUCAAGAGGAGGUUUUAGAUAUGAGCGAUGAAGACGUACCUGAGCCCUUUGGAGAUUAUUCCGAAGAUGACUAUUUACCUAGUGAUUUUUCGUCUACAGAUUCGGAAGAUUAUGAACCAGUUCGCAAAAAAAGAAAAAAACAAGUUGAAAGAACAGAUAUUUUGAAAAAGAAAUAACCUAAGACCAAUCAACAAAUAGGGUCAAUAUCACUCGAUAUGUCAUCCACUUCAACGGUUGAUCAAUUUAUAGAGGAAGUAGUAAAUCAAGCACAUCAAAACCCAGAAUUAUCUGACCAUUCGGAGCCUGAUGAGGAUUCUUCUGAUGUUCCUGGGGAGUUGGUAUGGAGCCCCGUUACUGGAAUAAACCUAAAGCAUUUUAAAUUUUCUGAAGUAAACCCUGGAAUUCCUGCAGAGAUUAUCAAUGAAUUAAUUGACAAAAGUCCGUAUGAAUAUUACAAGUUCUUUUUGACUGACGGCAUCAUUCAGCACAUGGUGACAAAGACAAACAGGUAUGCACAACAAACGCUGGAAAAUAAAAACCUCUCACGACACUCUCGGCUUACAAAAUGGAAAGAUUUAUGUGCAAAGGAAUUUGAGACUUUUCUGGGCAUUAUUUGUAUAGACGAAACUUUGGUACCUUUUCGAGGAAAACUUGCCUUUAAGCAAUUUAUAAAAAAUAAAAAACAUAAAUUAUGCACUGAAAAUGGUUAUACUUAUAACAUGAAAGUAUAUUGCAGUAGAGAUGUCCAGCCAGGAGCACCAGCAGCUUCAUCUGUAGUAAUGGAGUUAAUGGCUAAUCUUUUCGAUUCGGGAAGAAUACUUUACACAGACAAUUUUUACACCAAUGUCCAUCUUGCCCAUCAAUUAUUAGAACAUUCUACUCAUCUUGUUGGCACUCUAAGAAGUAAUAGGAAACUAAACCCACAAGAAGUUAUACAGGGCAAAUUGAACAAGAAUGAUACCAUUUCUCGAGAAAGCAAUACUGGAGUAGUAGUCCUUAAGUGGAAAGACAAAAGAGACGUACUGACGUUGAGCACUAUUCAUGACAACAGAAUGGUCGAUAUUCCUAAGGAGAACGGCACAGUUACUCAAAAACCUCAAAUUGUGGUGGAUUACAAUCGUAGUAAAGGUUUCAUUGAUAUAUCAAACCAAAUGAAAGCCUAUUCAGCUGCACUCAGGAGAGGGGUAAAAUGGUACCGUAAACUCGCAAUCGAAUUGAUAACAGGGUCGGUUCUUGUAAAUGCACACAUUCUUUACAAAAUAAUUAAAAAGAAAAACAUAAAAAUAACCAGUUUUAAAGAAGAGGUUACAAUGGCUCUAUUACAGUCUGAAAUUUCCGAAACAGAAAAUUUACCAACAGAAGAUUGUUCUUUAAAACAUAUGGAUGCAAGAAGAAGAUGUACAAUUUGUUAUGAGAGCUUGAAGUCGCAAUUUGAAAGGAAACAUGCAGCUUUAAACGCAAAACAAACUUCGUAUAAGUGCGAAAAAUGUAAAUCUUAUUUUUGCGUAGAAUGUUUUUUUGUUUAACACAAAUCAUUUAAAUUAUAAGUACUAUAUAAAAU
This is a messenger RNA of Anthonomus grandis grandis, 1900 nucleotides long. Its product is annotated as piggyBac transposable element-derived protein 4-like. Lineage: Eukaryota; Metazoa; Arthropoda; Insecta; Coleoptera; Curculionidae. The transcript has 2 exons. The record is from RefSeq and is a predicted model, not a curated record. The coding region runs from base 555 to 1865 and encodes 436 amino acids.